CUAGGCAUGCAGACUGCUUCUACAAACAUUUGUGAAAGAAUGGGUCGCUCUCAGGAGCUCAAUGAAUUCAAGCGUGGUACUGUGAUAGGUUGCCACCUGUGCAAGAAGUCCAUCCGUGAUAUUUCCUUGCUACUAAAUAUUCCACAGCCAAUUGUUAGUAGUAUUAUAACAAACUGGAAGCAACUGGGAACAACAGCAAUUCUGCCAUGAAGUGGUAGGCCACGUAGAAUUACAGAGCGGGGUCAGUGCAUGCUGAAGCGCACAACACUGUCUGGCAAUCCAAUGGAUUAGGUUUGGCUACUGCCAGGAGAACGGUACUUGCCUGACUGCAUUGUUCCAAGUGUAA
Messenger RNA from Staurois parvus, 346 nucleotides. The record is from the annotation of a GenBank genome assembly. NCBI's taxonomy places the organism in Eukaryota, Metazoa, Chordata, Amphibia, Anura, Ranidae.